AUGCUUAUUAAACGUUGGCAAUUACUCGGACAAGCAUUUGAUGACAAAACAGUUGACCAUCGACUAUCGAUUCAACACUUGCCGCACAACGUAAAGGUUCGAUAUGACUUUUCUAUCAAAGAAGCAACUCACUGGAAAGCCAAACAUGGUCGCUUAUUUGUUUUACAUGUUGGACUCCCGAUUCUAUUCGAUAUUUUACCUGUUUCGUACCUCUUUCAUUUUGCUGUUUACGCAUUGGCAAUCAAACUCCUUCAUGCACCUGAAGACAAGUCGGAAAUUGACUUAGCUGACAGAUUACUCAAUUUUUACUGUCAAUCCUCGUCGCUCGUUUAUGACUCGACAAUCGAAUUGUACAGUUUACAUGCACAUCUUCAUUUGGCAGAUCAAGUUCGACACCAUGGAGGCUUAUCAUAUACAUCGGCAUUCGCAUUCGAAUCGUGUAUUCGUUAUACAAAAAGCAAAGCUCAUGGUGUUCGUAAUUUAGCUUCUCAAAUUGCUUAUUGGACUGAUAUGACUUCAAUAGUUGAUCAACCAGUGACUAUGGUCGAAGAACCAUGCGGUAUUGAUGAAAUUACACUUCAAAAUCCUUCACUCGAUCGAUUUCGUUCAACAAUAAUCAAAUUUUCAGGAACAUUAUCGGUGAAAAUUUACAAACGAUUCAAGCGACCAUUUACAUAA
Adineta ricciae is the source of this 678-nucleotide messenger RNA. NCBI's taxonomy places the organism in Eukaryota, Metazoa, Rotifera, Eurotatoria, Adinetida, Adinetidae. The record is from the annotation of a GenBank genome assembly.